UCUCUUUUCUCCACAGUCUGUCUCUCUCUCUGUGUGGAGACAGGAUCUCAUCUACCUUCAGUCCAGUUAAGAUGAACACACCACCGCUCACCAUGUUCAAGGUUCUCUCCCUGCUUCUACUGGCGGGAGCACACAUCGCGACGGCUCGGAUUCACUCUCUGAAGUAUUUCUACACUGCGUCGUCUGAAGUCCCAAACCUUCCAGAGUUUGUGACUGUUGGUUUGGUUGAUGACGUUCAGAUCCAACACUAUGACAGCAACACAAAGAAAUCAGAACCCAAACAGGACUGGAUGUUAAAGGCAACUGAUGCAGAGUACUGGAAGAGGGAGACUCAGAUCCUUUUGGGUGAACAGCCUUCCUUCAAAAACAACAUCGACAUCUUAAAGGAACGCUUCAACCAAACUGGAGGUGUUCACAUUUACCAGGUGAUGUACGGAUGUGAAUGGGACGAUGAGACUGAAGAAGUUAAAGGUUUUCUUCAGUAUGGUUAUGAUGGAGAAGACUUCAUAUCAUUGGACCUGGAGACAGAGACGUGGAUCGCUCCAAAACCACAGAGUGUCAUCAGCAAACUGAAGUUGGAUCAGGAUAAAGCUCAACUCACAUAUCUUAAGAACUACUUCACCAAGGAGUGUCCUACCUGGGUGAAGAAGUACCUGGAGCAGGGGAGGAGCUCUCUGCUGAGAACAGAGCUUCCCAGGAUUUCUCUCCUCCAGAAGUCUCCCUCCUCUCCAGUCAGCUGCCACGCUACAGGUUUCUUCCCCGACAGUGCUGUGAUGUUCUGGAGGAGAGAGGGGGAGGAGCUUCAUGAGGACGUGUACCACGGAGAGGUCCUCCCCAACCAUGAUGGAACCUUCCAGAUGAGUGCUGACCUGAAGGUUUCCUCCAUCUCCCCUGAAGACUGGAGGAGCUACGAGUGUGUGUUCCAGAUCUCUGGUGUGAAGGAGGACAAAGUCACCAAACUGGACAAAGACUCAGUCCAGUCCAACAGAGAGAAGCCCACCGACUGGACCACCAUCAUCAUCAUCAUCGCUGCAGUGGUCGCUCUCGCUGUCGUUCUUGCUGUCAUUGGAUUCAUCGUGUACAGGAAGAAGACAGCCCAAUGUACUUCACUUCCUGGAAAAGAUCCAGGUGCCUCACAGCCGCUGAGAUCAGGUGAUGGAGGUUCUAAUUCUCCAAGUGAGGCGUCCUCCUGAACACAGUUUAUGGACGAGAGGCAGUGUCACCACACUCUCCCCCUUACGCUGGGAGUUCAUUGAUUAUUUAUCACUCAAAUCAUAAAGUGAUGUUCAGGGUCAGACAUUGAUUGAAAUACAAUCAACACAAAUGACAAAUUUGAAAAAUAAAAGGUGGCGUUGAUUAAAUUUGAUCUUUUAGUCAAAAAUAAGAAAUGUAAACUUCCCUCUGAUAAACGUUUGUUUAAAUAUUGAUAAAUCAUAUGAGGAUUAUUACUUUUUCUUUAUCUGGAGUGAAGUAGAACACAUUUUCAAAUCAAUGAAAGUAUCACAACAAUGUUCACACGCAGUUAAUUUAAAGAUCAUCUUAGAUACAGUUUAAUAUUCCUGGUGUUGGGGCAUCCUUGUAAAAUCAUUAAAAUAAUACAAAUCUAAAUAUACAUAUAUAGACACCCACAUAUCUUCAUCUUAGGAUCUGGAAAUAUAAUCUGUCUCAUGAUUCCAUAAAUCUGUUGGUUUGUGACUCACGUAUCUCGAAAACCGUUCAUUUCAUCAGCUUCACACUGGACCUGUGUGUUGUUAAGAGCCCAAGGAAGUGCAGUGUUGAAUCUGGUGUGAUUUGGACAAGUGAUACAAUCAAUAUUAAUAGAAUUCAAAUAAAUUACACACAAUAAUGAGUUGUUGUCACACAUGGACACACAACACGAGCAUCAUAACAACAUUUGUUUUCCAGUUAAAGUUUAAAUAUUCAGAUUUUAUUUUAUUUUUAAUUUGGUCUGAACAAGUAUUUAAUUAAUCCAGAGUUGCUAGUUUUUGAUUGUUAUGUUAUAUUCAUGCUUUGCUGUGUUCUUAUCCUUUAAAGUUCAUUUUAGUAGAGAUUAUAAAAAGGUUGUGGGAUGAUUUAAGUAUAUCAUAUGAAAUGUUGUGUUAAUAGUUCCUGUUAGUCUUUAGGGACAAGGGACUUUUCAGUUUUAGCCUUGUUAACAUUUACACUGCAACAAUGAAACAUUUUGAAUGGCGCAAAAUUACUGAACUUAUCUUUCGUAGGUUUAAAAACUUCACAUUUUCUCAAAGCUGUGAGUUCUAGUGUCCCUGCUCGUCAGGCUCCAGAGGAUUCAAGCAGUUUAUUCCACAUGCAGACGUGAAAUUGAUCAGCCUGAGCAGUGACGUUCUCCAUAUGACAUUUGAAUACAUUCAUAUCGUCCUGUUGACCACUCACACACUUUACUGUCCUCACUCAGUCACAUUCACUCACUCACUCAGUGUUUAUUCUGUCACACGUCAAUCACACACAUUGUCCACGAAGCUGUCAGGGGUAGUUUCAGUGUUCGGAUUCUUGCUUAUGGACACUUGUUCAUGCGGACUGGAGCAGCUGGGGAUCGAACCUGUGCUCCUCUGGUUAGUGGACGAUCCGGUCUACCUCCUGAGCCACAGCCGCCAAAACAUGCAGCUGCAGAAGCAGAAUUUCUGUCCUGUAUUCAACCUAAACACUCACCUUCAUGACGUUAGGUCACGUUUCCCCUGAUGAGACAUGAGACGUGUCAUAUCACAAACGUACCAUUUUGUGUUUUGCCAACUUAACUUCAGCAACUUUACAAAUUGAACUUAGUAAAGUUAGUUGAAGCAAAUAUGUUUAAAAUCCAUUAAAUAUUCUCUGUUGAUUAUAUUUAGAAAUCGCAGUAACACAAUUUCAAGUUUUCAUUUUUACAGUGUAGAAACUGAAUGUUGAGGCUACAUUUUUCUUCUUGUGUCGGGUUGUUGAAUAUUAAUUAAAGUUAAAUUAAGCUGCUUUGCUGUUUCAUUCCUUUUGUACUUCUGUUUUUAAUAAAGUGAUGUUCUCUGGGA
Messenger RNA from Platichthys flesus (European flounder), 3017 nucleotides. Its product is annotated as major histocompatibility complex class I-related gene protein. The coding region runs from base 72 to 1193 and encodes 373 amino acids. Gene Ontology annotation, cellular component: external side of plasma membrane. Lineage: Eukaryota; Metazoa; Chordata; Actinopteri; Pleuronectiformes; Pleuronectidae. The record is from RefSeq and is a predicted model, not a curated record. Gene Ontology annotation, biological process: immune response. The transcript has 8 exons.